AUAUUAUAGAUAAUGAAAUAAAAUGUUGUAAUGGUGAAACAAAUUUGCGUCCAUUGAAACAAAUGAUAGGAACGUGGGAAAUAGAUGCAAAUAUGGUCAAAGAUAUUAAGAAUAAUAAUUAUAGACUUGAAGUACCUUGCAUCGGUGUUCAUAAAUGUUCGGCAUUUAUUGAGGGACCUAUUGCACAUAAGUCAUCUUCCGGCUAUUGUGCACAAUAUAUUUGCUCCGAAUGUUUUGAACAACAUGGUGGUCAUUUGUACAAAAAACCAGGUAGAGGUAGAACAGUUUUAUUAUGUACUGAACAGGGAAAACAUGAUAAUGACACAAGCGACUCUCUAAAAUAUAUUGGAAAAUGGAUUAUGUCAAUUGCAGAGUCGAACAAUCAGGAAAAUGAAGAUGGAAAAAUUGCCAAGCAAAUUACUUGUUCUAACUGCAUUGAGGGUGGGAAAAAUAAUGGAUCCACUUUUCAACCGCUGUUCGGAGAAUCUUCAUUUACUAAUAAUCUUUUAAUGAUGUAUGAAAAUACCUUAAAUACAAUGUUAGAAAAUAAUGGAAAUGCGUUUGAUAUGGAGGAUGUACAUUCAAAAAUUACCGAACAAAUAUCUACAGAUGCUUUUAACUGUCCAGAUUCCAAUACACAUUCUUUAUUUAAAAGUGUGCCAGAACUUAAUGAAGAAGGUAUUUCAAAAAUUCUUUCUUUAUAUGAAAUUGGAAAAAUGCGCUUUCAACAAAUACUUGCUCAAGAUGUGUAUAAAACUGAGCCGCGAAUAACUUCGGGACGUCGUGCACGCAAUAUAAAUGCUUAUACCUAUGCACAACUUUUGGAAAGAGAGAAAAAAGCAAAUAAGCAAGUAGAUAACCCUACUCAAGUAUCUACUACUCAACAAAAUAUUUCAUCAGCAUCAUUACCUCUUGAAAUCGAACACCAAAAGAAAACACGCCGCACCAUUACGGAAGUAGAAAAGGCAAUACUUAAACAAUUAUUUGAAUUCGAGCAAUUGUCUGAAGACAUAGUUUCAAAA
Diversispora eburnea is the source of this 1022-nucleotide messenger RNA. Lineage: Eukaryota; Fungi; Glomeromycota; Glomeromycetes; Diversisporales; Diversisporaceae. The record is from the annotation of a GenBank genome assembly.